Messenger RNA from Cotesia glomerata, 2081 nucleotides. RefSeq names its product locomotion-related protein Hikaru genki (gene hig). The transcript has 9 exons. The record is from RefSeq and is a predicted model, not a curated record. Bases 491 to 1879 code for a protein of 462 amino acids. Lineage: Eukaryota; Metazoa; Arthropoda; Insecta; Hymenoptera; Braconidae.
AAUCGAAAAGCUCCUAGGCAAACUCCGUAGACUCGUCGACUGGAGACUGGGGUUAUCGCGGUGGUUCGUGGGGGAUGAAACUACUAUACUACCCUGAUACGAGUACCAGCUAGUAGCUUUAAGCUUUACUUGGUUACUUGCUAAUAUUAUAUAUCACUACACACUAGACUGUAUACUCGAAGAUAAAACUCUAGUAUCUAGUAUGCUUAAACAUCCACGUCCAGCUAAAGCCAAAAGCUCAAACUCAGUUUCGUUACGGACAUCAACGGAUGUACCGCGAUAUUUAUUAAAUACCAUGUAGCUGUUAUUAUUUAUCCACAAUUUAUUUAACUCCUGUGACUAAGAGGACAUAUUGUGCCAAAUUUUAGAUAAGUGACUUCUUAUUGUUUAUUUAUUAUUAUUUUUAUUUAUUAGAUAAUUAUCAGUGCGUUAAUGCGUUAAUGUUAUUGAUGUGAACUACGUUGAGAUUAUAAUCUACCCACCCAUAUCUAUGAUGACUGUUAAUCUCAACUCUCUAUGGUUUAUUAUUUUAAUAAUACCGGGUCUCAUCGGCCAAAGUUAUGCUAAACAAGAUGGCUUGACGAGUUUGGAUUGUAAACUGGAUGGAUUGCAUCCUUUCCUCAUUAUUACAUACAAGAAUAUUACAAUAGCAGCAGACAAGAUUACAAUCCCACACAGCGAACGUGUUACAGUGAGAUGUCGAGAACUAGGAAGGUACAAACUUAUCGGUGAUCCUUUUCUGCAGUGUCGGAAUGGAGAAUGGAAUAAUAAGCCACCUUCUUGUUUACCAACAACUUCCAUCUCUAAUUACAGCGAAAAUGCCCCACCGACAAUAUUAUUUGGAUUACCAACGGGAUCAGCAGCAAUAGAACCUUCUGGAGCAUUAGCAGUAUUUCCUGGAAGUAUUUUACAUCUCGAGUGUUUAUUCGCUAGACAGCUGGGUAAUCCAGAAUGGACGUGGACGUCGACGUUUCGUCAAUAUCUCACAGGCUGGGCAAUUGCUGCAUCGGAAAAAGAUUGGAAAUACAGAUUAUCGAUAUACUACGUCAAAAAUCAAGAUUCUGGAGUUUAUACUUGUUCGACGCCGAAAGGUUUGACUAAUUCAAUCCGCAUACACGUUAUAGACUUACAUUGCCCUACAUUGACAGUUGCUUCGCCAAUGAUCUCAAGAAUUCAAGGAACAAGAAUGGGACAUAAAGCAGAAUUCGAAUGUCCAGAUGGUUACAGACUCGAAGGACCUCAACGUUUGAAUUGUCAAUACAACGGAAAAUGGUCAAGUGAAGUACCACACUGCGAGCCAAUACUUUGUCCGCAAAUAAACGUAACAAACCCUCGACUACAAGUAUUAGCGUACAACAAUACUGUUGGGGGUAGAGCGUCUUUUGAUUGUAUGUGGGGUAAUAAUCUAAUCGGUGAAGCAACAAUUAUUUGCAGAGAUGACGGAAAGUGGAGUUCUCCGCCUCCUCAUUGCUUUCAAAUAAUUUGCCGGCUGCCAGCUAUACCGAAAAAUACAAAAAUUAUAGAAGAUCGAUCAAGUUCUGGAAAGAAACGUGUCCGUGUAAAGAAAGUAGGAUCUCUUUUGAGGUUUGCGUGUCUGCCUAGUCAUCAACUGAUUGGUGAAGCAUCAAUUAUCUGCAUGGAAAAUGGAACGUGGUCACACGAUCCGCCUCAAUGUGAAGUAAGAUGUCCGUAUCCAGGCGACCCACCACAUGGAAAAAUAGCCCCGCUGAAAUUUUGGUACAAACCUGAAGACACUAUUCAAGUAACUUGUUCACCUGGGUACGUAACACCUCUCGAACCAGUUAAAAGGCCUACUUGUCGCGAAAACGGUAUGUGGAGUGGACCACCCCCUCCUUGCCGCUCUUAUCGCGAUGUAUGAAAACCUCAAAUAUUAAUUUUUUAUCACCAAGGAUAAAAUUACAUCGCAAACUAAUAACAAGUUUGCUGUUAAAUCACUUUGCCGUCACGGCAUAAAUUUAUGAAAAAAAAUUACCAUUCUGAUUAAAGUAUAACAAUGUGAAAAAUGUUUUCCACUAAAAAAACUAAUGAUUAUAAUAAUAAGAAUAAGAAAGCGAUUUAAA